Messenger RNA from Eruca vesicaria subsp. sativa (arugula), 1956 nucleotides. The record is from the annotation of a GenBank genome assembly. NCBI's taxonomy places the organism in Eukaryota, Viridiplantae, Streptophyta, Magnoliopsida, Brassicales, Brassicaceae.
CUCUGCUUCUUCCCUCCACAUCUAUCCCAACAUAAAAUUCCCUCGUUUUCUGCUCUCUCUAACUUUUUUUCUUCUUCUUCUUCCUUCACCUCUCUCUCUCUCUCACUAAAACCCUCGCUUCCCUUCUCUCUCCCCCCUUACGUCCCUCUUAUCGCCGCCGAGAUCUUCCAAUCGAACUCCGCUUCACCACGAUCCAUGUCCGGCGGCGCAGGAUCUUCUCCGGGACCAUCUCAGCCGCCGCCACCGCAACAUCCGCCGACAUCUCCGUCUCCGUCGUCAUCUAUCCCCGUAGUACCACCAAUACGUCGACACUUAGCGUUCGCCUCAACGAAACCGCCGUUUAAUUCCUCGGAUUACCACCGAUUCACCCCUUCGCACCUCACUAACGACGAUAGAAGCUUAGUUAACCUCAGCGAGGCCGUAGAUCGGGACGAUGACGUCGUGGUUUAUAGAUCUCCCUCACGGAAGAGGAAGACCACAACGGAUGUGGUGACUGCUCCAUCUAAUAGUAAUGGAUUCACCAGUUCUGGUUUCACUACAUUAUCCAACAGUCCAUGUAAGACCCCUGUUUCAGCUAAAGGAGGCAGAAAGGCCAAAGGAAACCAGUCAAUUCCCCAAACACCUAUCUCAAAUGCUGGUUCUCCUGCCACAUUAGCUUCUCCUGGAAGUUGUCGCUAUGACAGUUCUUUAGGUCUUCUUACAAAGAAGUUUGUCAAUCUAAUCAAACAAGAGAAAGAUGGAAUGCUGGACCUAAACAAAGCUGCAGAGACACUGGAGGUGCAGAAACGACGUAUUUAUGAUAUUACAAACGUUUUGGAGGGGAUUGAUCUCAUUGAAAAGCCUUUCAAGAACCGGAUACUUUGGAAGGGAGUUGAUACAUCAGGGUCUGGCGAUGUGGAUGCUGACGUAUCUGUCGUACAGGCAGAAAUUGAAAACCUUUCCCUCGAGGAGCAAGAGCUAGAUAACCAAAUCAGAGAAACGGAGGAAAGAUUAAGAGAUCUGAGCGAAAAUGAAAAGAAUCAAAAAUGGCUUUUUGUAACUGAAGAGGACAUCAAGACUUUACCGGGUUUCCAGAAUCAGACUCUAAUAGCUGUCAAAGCUCCUCAUGGCACAACUUUGGAAGUCCCUGAUCCAGAUGAGGCGGUUGACAUCUCUCAAAGGAGAUACAGGAUCAUUCUUAGAAGUACAAUGGGACCUAUUGACGUAUACCUUGUCAGUGAAUUUGACAAGAAGUUUGAAGACACAAAUGGGACAGCGACACCACCGCCAGCAUGCUUGCCUAUUGCUUCUUGCUCGGGAUCUUCAGAAAACCAUGACAUACAAGCCUUAACUGUUGACAAUAAGGGAACUGCCAUUGAACAUCAUGUCUCUCAAGAUCAUGCACAUGCUCAACCCGGCGAUACCUCUGAUCUUAAUCAUUUGCAAGAGCAAGUAGGAGGAAUGCUUAAGAUUACUCCCUCAGAAAUCGAAAAUGAUGAUACAGACUACUGGCUUCUCUCCAAUGCGGAAAUUAGCAUGACGGAUAUUUGGAAAACAGACUCUGGUAUCGAUUGGGAUUAUGAAAUAGCUGAUGUGAGUACUCCACCACCAGUAAUGGGUGAGAUAGUCCCAACCAGUAUUGACUCAACCCCAAGAUGAUGCAAGAAGGGGAAACACGCAUCACAACAACACUAUUAGCUCCCAAAUCAAAGCCAAAGAAGGAGCAAAUACAUAAGAACCAAUGGCAGGUGCGUACCAUACAAUGUACCAUUAAAUUAUGAUCUCAUUGAUCUCUAGAGAGUUGUUGUAAGGAGUGACAAUGUAGAGGAGUACUUGUUAAGAGAAACUAAUGUUAAGUUCUAGAGAGAGAUAUAUAUACUUAAUCGGCUGCAUUUGUGCACUAGCUGAGUAUACAUUUUUUGACCAUUUCAAAUGCAUAAUUAUGAUCAGCUACUUAUGGUAACAUUUGAGUGAAAG